This is a messenger RNA of Megachile rotundata (alfalfa leafcutting bee), 938 nucleotides long. RefSeq names its product large ribosomal subunit protein eL34. Gene Ontology annotation, cellular component: ribosome. NCBI's taxonomy places the organism in Eukaryota, Metazoa, Arthropoda, Insecta, Hymenoptera, Megachilidae. The record is from RefSeq and is a predicted model, not a curated record. Gene Ontology annotation, molecular function: structural constituent of ribosome. Gene Ontology annotation, biological process: translation.
UCCGUUUGACCCUGUAAAAGGUUUGUUCAAAUUUUGUAUAGUUUUUAUAUAUCGGUAUUAUCCGCGGUAAUCGCUAAAGAAUCAACAUGGUCCAGCGACUAACCUAUAGACGACGGUUGUCGUACAACACUAAAAGUAAUAGGAGACGCGUAGUACGUACUCCUGGUGGAAAAUUGGUGUAUCAGUACCUCAAGAAACCGAAAAAGAUCCCCAGAUGUGGCCAGUGCAAAGAUAAGCUCAGAGGUAUUCAACCUGCCAGACCUAUGGAAAGAUCACGUAUGUGCAGACGUAAAAAGACUGUGAAACGCGUGUACGGUGGUGUACUCUGUCACAAAUGCGUUAAAGAAAGGAUUGUACGUGCUUUCUUGAUUGAAGAGCAAAAGAUUGUCCUCAAAGUGAUGAAAGCACAAGCAAAAUCGAAAAAGGCAGAGAAAUAAUCGUUUGGUUUUUGAUAACUCAAUAAAAUACACUUAAAAUCAAGAAAGAGUUUGAUUAUUCUUUAUAACCAUGAGGUCAUGUACAUGUACUUCUGCGUAUCGUUACUUUUUAUUUGUAAUUCAUUUAUACCAGUGUUGUACAACUUGAAUGACUGUUGAAAACUUAUGUACAAAGAAUUGCAUAUGUAAUCAACGUUGGUUCAUAUAUUUCAGACUUUUUAUAAUACAGAAUCAAGUUUGUCGGUCAUAAGUGUAUUUCCGUUGGACGUAUGUUAUUUAGGGGGUGUUCGAAAACGUACAAGUAGCACUUAUGUUCGUAUCAUUCUAUAGCAGAGGUAAACAAUUAAAAUUUUCGAAUGUGUAUGGGAUUUGAACAAUGUUAUAAUUAUAAAAAAAUUUUCUAAACACGCUGACUUAUAAAUUUUUGCCUGAGGCUACGAUAAUGAACUGUUGUAAAUUAUUGCCAUGUACAAUAAAAUUAAUAAAAAUCUUUGAAAAUUC